This is a messenger RNA of Cucurbita pepo subsp. pepo (vegetable marrow), 3700 nucleotides long. Its product is annotated as C2 and GRAM domain-containing protein At1g03370. The record is from RefSeq and is a predicted model, not a curated record. Lineage: Eukaryota; Viridiplantae; Streptophyta; Magnoliopsida; Cucurbitales; Cucurbitaceae.
AAUAAAAGAAGAGAAUGAAUUUGGUUGGAUGAAGAAUUUGCAGAAGAAAAGUUGGUUUGGUUGAAUUGUUCGUGGAUCGUCAAUUUAAAUAGGCGUGGAAAUUGAAUCCCAUGACCGAAGUCAAUGUUGGAGGGUCCAUUUCUGAUCUCCUCUCUCCAAUCUGCAUGUUUCGUUAAAGCAACAAACACAAAAAGAAUAUGAAGAUCACUGUUCGUGUAAUCGAGGCUCGGAAUUUACCUGCAACCGAUCUAAAUGGAUCGAGUGAUCCGUACGUUAGGUUGCAGCUUGGUCGGCAGAGGUUUAGAACCAAGGUGGUUAAGAAGACGUUAAAUCCAUCUUGGGGCGAAGAGUUUAGCUUCCGAGUGGAUGAUCUUGACGAUGAACUCACUAUCUCUAUCUUGGACGAAGAUAAGUAUUUCAACGAUGAUUUUGUUGGACGGGUUAAGAUUCCCAUGUCGCGGGCAUUUGAUUUUGAUAAUGGAUCGCUUGGCGCUACUUGGCAUUCUGUUCAUCCCAAAACCAAAAAAUCCAAGCAGAAGGAUUGUGGGGAAAUCCUUCUUGCUAUAUGUUUUUCUCAGACCAAUGCAUUUGUAGAUUUCAAUAUCAAUGGUCAUGUAUCUUAUCCAAAGACAUCUAGUGAUGAAAUAAUGGGUUCACCGUUGAGCUCUCAUAGUGGCAAAUCUAGCUCGCCGUCUCCAGUUAGGCAAACUGAGAAUUCGGUGAAGGAACAUAGAUCUUCUCAACAGAAGACCUUUGCUGGUCGUAUUGCUCAAAUGUUUCAUAAGAAUGUAGAUUCUGGUUCUUCCGUUUCGUCUCGAGCUACCGAACUGUCCGAGAUAUCUGCAAUCGUUCCGUCUGAAGUUUCAGAAUCUAGUUUAGAAGAUCAAUCCUCAAGUACUACAUUUGAUGAAGGAAUAAGAGUAAUGGAGUCGAAAGAUCAAGAAACUGAAACGCCAUCGAAUUUGCCAGGAAUAAUGGUGGAUCAAUUGUAUGCUAUUUCACCCUCCGACCUCAAUUCUCUACUUUUUUCAUCAGAUUCGAGUUUUCUACAAUCUUUGGCUGACCUUCAGGGAACUACAGAACUGCAACUUCAAAACUGGAAACUUGAGAAUGGUGGUGAAAUGUUAAAGAGAUCAGUGUCAUAUCUCAAGGCUCCAACGAAACUAAUCAAAGCUGUCAAAGCAUUUGAGGAACAAACGUACUUAAAAGCGGAUGGGAAGGUUUAUGCAGUUCUAGCUAUUGUAAGCACUCCAGAUGUAAUGUAUGGGAGCACUUUCAAAGUAGAGAUACUUUACUGCAUAACGCCUGGUCCAGAGCUUCCAUCGGAAGAGAAAUCUUCACGACUGGUAAUUUCGUGGCGAAUGAACUUUCUGCAGAGCACUAUGAUGAAAGGAAUGAUUGAGAAUGGAGCCAGGCAAGGUAUAAAGGACAAUUUUGACCAAUAUUCUAGUUUGUUAUCUCAGACUGUUCGUCCAGUUGAUCAAAAGAAUAUUGGGUCAAAUAAGGAACAGGUUUUGGCAUCUUUGCAGGCACAGCCGCAGUCGACCUUUAAACUUGCUGUACAAUAUUUUGCUAAUUGCUCUGUUGUGGUCACCACUUUAAUGGCUUUGUACGUGCUUGUACACAUUUUUCUAGCUGCACCUAGCACAAUUCAGGGUCUCGAAUUUGUAGGCCUCGACCUACCUGAUUCAAUAGGUGAAUUCAUUGUGUGUGGCGUCCUAGUUCUACAGGGAGAACGUGUUUUGGGGCAGAUUUCACGCUUCAUGCAGGCCAGACUGCAAAAAGGGAGUGAUCAUGGAGUCAAAGCACAGGGAGAUGGAUGGUUACUCACGGUUGCUUUGAUUGAAGGGUGUAGUUUAGCCGCAGUCAAUUCAAGUGGGUUAUCCGACCCUUAUGUCGUGUUUACAUGUAAUGGGAAAACUAAAAGCAGCUCAAUCAAGUUCCAGAAAUCUGAUCCUCAAUGGAAUGAAAUUUUUGAAUUUGAUGCAAUGAACGAACCUCCUUCCGUGUUGGGUGUUGAAGUUUAUGAUUUUGAUGGGCCUUUCGAUGAGGCUGCGUCUUUGGGAUAUGCUGAGAUCAAUUUUCUCAGGACCAGCAUAUCAGAUUUAGCUGACAUAUGGGUACCUCUUCAGGGGAAGUUGGCUCAAACAUGCCAAUCCAAACUUCACUUGAGAAUUUUCUUGGAUAAUACAAGAGGCAGCAAUGUAAAUGUUGUUAAAGAGUAUUUAAGUAAAAUGGAAAAAGAGGUUGGGAAAAAGAUCAGUUUGCGUUCUCCUCAAUCAAACUCGACCUUUCAGAAACUAUUUGGUCUUCCAGCUGAAGAAUUUCUUAUUAAUGAUUUUACCUGUCAUUUGAAACGUAAAAUGCCCAUUCAGGGUCGUAUCUUUCUGUCAGCUAGAGUCAUAGGCUUCCAUGCAAAUAUAUUUGGGCACAAAACCAAAUUUUUCUUCCUUUGGGAGGACAUUGAAGAUAUUCAAGUUGUUGCUCCUACUCUUUCAUCAAUGGGGAGUCCAAUUAUAGUUAUAACGCUCCGAGCAGGUAGAGGUUUGGAUGCAAGGAGCGGCGCAAAGACGUUAGAUGAGGAAGGCAGGCUGAAGUUCCAUUUCCAUUCCUUUGUAUCGUUUGGUGUAGCACAUAGGACAAUCCUGGCUCUGUGGAGGGCUAAAUCUUUGAGUCCGGAGCAGAAAGUGCAAAUAGUCGAAGAAGAAUCUGAAGCUAAAGGCUGCUCAGAAACUGAAGAAAAUGGAUCAUGUUUGGGUCCUGGUGAAAUCAGCAUGUCUGAGGUUCUCUCAUCCAUUCUCUCUGUUCCUACCAACUUUGCUAUGGAGCUAUUCAACGGGGCUGAGUUGGAACGCAAAGUUAUGGAGAAAGCUGGUUGUCUUAAUUAUUCAUUCACUCCAUGGGAAUCAGAGAAGGAGAAUGUUUAUGAGAGGCAAAUAUAUUACAUAUUUGACAAACGUAUCUCCCAUUACCGAGUGGAAGUCACAAGUGCUCAGCAAAGACACUCGCUUUCCAAUAGAAAUGGCUGGCUCGUUGAAGAGGUCUUGACACUUCAUGGAGUUCCUCUUGGUGACUACUUCAAUGUCCACCUUAGAUAUCAAAUUGAGGAUUUACCUUCCAAGUUGAAGGGGUGUAGCAUUCUAGUAUCCUUUGGAAUGGCUUGGCAGAAAAGAACUAAGCAUCAGAAAAGGAUUACUAAAAACAUCCUAAAAAAUCUACAAGACCGUCUAAAAGUCACUUUUGGACUCGUUGAGAAUGAAUCUGCUACAAGAUAGCGUUGGGAUUCCAUGUAUUGCUAUCGAGAUUUACUCGUUUUACUCGUGCAUCGGGGAGCUGGUGCUUUGAUGAUAGGUGACAUUCCGCUAUUUUCUGCUGUUCUACGUUACCAGUGUUUCUUAGAUAGAUGAGAAUGGCAUAGGUCGUUCGUUCUGAUUGAGUAUUAGCCCUGACAUGGCCACUGUCACAUUCUUUGUUCAUUAGUUUAUAUACCCCUUAGGUUGCUCAUUAGUUUAUAACUAUAGGUCUUUGGAAUCGCACAUUCCUUGGCUCGACCUAGUAGAAGGUGUUAUUAGUAACGCCGAAUCAUCAUGCUGAAAUCUCAUGUUGGUUUUAUGGUGUAUGAGAUACAAAUGCUGAUUUGAUGUACAAAAACGUGCAUGACUUAACAAUAUAAUAUUAGUUCAAUUUUUUUAUUCACAAA